AUGGCACUGCCCAGAUGCAUGUGGCCAGCUUAUGUUUGGAGAGCAGUAAUGGCAUGCUUGGUACACAGGGGAUUGGGUGCCUCAUUGACUCUUUGCGUGUUGGGCUGUUUGCUUCAGGCUGCUCACGUGCUCUCACAAAAAUUGGAUGAUGGAGACCCACUGGUGACUACCAACUUCGGCAAGAUAAGAGGGAUUAAGAAAGAACUCAAUAAUGAAAUUUUGGGUCCAGUUAUUCAGUUUCUUGGCAUUCCAUAUGCAGCCCCGCCAACAGGAGAACAUCGUUUUCAGCCUCCAGAACCACCAUCUCCCUGGUCAGAUAUCAGGAAUGCUACUCAGUUUGCUCCCGUGUGUCCCCAGAAUAUCAUUGAUGGCAGAUUGCCAGAAGUCAUGCUUCCUGUGUGGUUUACUAAUAACUUGGAUGUGGUUUCAUCGUACGUACAAGACCAGAGUGAAGAUUGCCUGUAUUUAAAUAUAUACGUCCCAACUGAGGAUGUAAAAAGAAUAUCCAAGGAAUGUGCCAGAAAACCCGGCAAGAAAAUAUGUAGAAAAGGAGGUCCCCUUACAAAGAAACAGACAGAUGAUUUAGGUGAUAAUGACGGUGCUGAAGAUGAAGAUAUUCGGGACAGUGGGGGUCCCAAACCAGUGAUGGUGUAUAUCCAUGGUGGCUCAUAUAUGGAAGGGACUGGAAAUUUAUAUGAUGGGAGUGUCUUGGCAAGUUAUGGCAAUGUGAUCGUCAUCACAGUCAACUAUCGACUUGGGGUACUUGGUUUCUUGAGCACAGGGGAUCAGGCUGCAAAAGGAAACUAUGGACUCCUUGAUCUCAUACAGGCUUUAAGAUGGACUAGUGAGAAUAUUGGAUUCUUUGGUGGUGACCCCUUAAGAAUCACUGUUUUUGGAUCUGGUGCUGGGGGUUCAUGUGUCAAUCUGCUGACUUUAUCCCAUUAUUCUGAAGGACUUUUUCAACGAGCAAUAGCUCAAAGUGGAACUGCCCUUUCCAGCUGGGCUGUUAGUUUCCAACCUGCAAAAUAUGCUAGAAUGUUGGCCACAAAAGUUGGUUGCAAUGUUUCAGAUACAGUAGAGUUAGUGGAAUGCUUACAGAAGAAGCCUUACAAAGAACUUGUUGACCAAGAUAUUCAACCAGCACGAUACCACAUAGCCUUUGGACCUGUGAUUGAUGGUGAUGUAAUACCAGAUGAUCCUCAGAUACUGAUGGAGCAAGGAGAGUUUCUCAACUAUGAUAUAAUGUUAGGAGUUAACCAAGGGGAAGGGUUAAAAUUUGUUGAAAAUAUAGUAGAUAGCGAUGACGGUAUCUCCGCUAGUGAUUUUGACUUUGCUGUUUCUAAUUUUGUUGAUAACUUAUAUGGAUACCCUGAAGGCAAAGAUGUUUUGAGAGAAACCAUUAAAUUCAUGUAUACUGACUGGGCUGACCGUCACAACCCUGAAACCAGAAGGAAGACAUUAUUAGCUUUGUUUACGGACCAUCAGUGGGUGGCACCAGCUGUAGCUACAGCAGAUCUUCACUCAAACUUUGGUUCACCCACAUAUUUCUAUGCCUUUUACCAUCAUUGCCAAACAGAUCAGGUUCCAGCUUGGGCUGAUGCAGCUCAUGGUGAUGAGGUUCCCUACGUACUAGGAAUCCCCAUGAUUGGACCUACAGAGUUAUUUCCUUGCAAUUUCUCCAAAAAUGAUGUGAUGCUGAGUGCAGUCGUAAUGACAUACUGGACAAAUUUUGCUAAAACUGGCGACCCAAAUCAACCAGUCCCUCAAGACACAAAAUUCAUCCAUACCAAACCCAACCGCUUUGAAGAAGUAGCAUGGACCAGAUAUUCCCAGAAAGACCAACUUUAUCUCCAUAUUGGAUUAAAACCAAGAGUUAAAGAACAUUACAGAGCCAAUAAAGUAAACCUCUGGUUGGAGCUGGUACCUCAUCUGCAUAAUCUCAAUGACAUUUCUCAGUAUACCUCGACAACAACUAAAGUGCCAUCAACUGACAUCACUUUCAGACCUACGAGAAAAAAUUCUGUAUCUGUCACAUCAGCCUUUCCCACUGCCAAGCAGGAUGAUCCCAAACAACAACCGAGUCCAUUUUCAGUGGAUCAAAGGGACUACUCAACAGAGCUGAGCGUCACUAUUGCAGUUGGAGCAUCACUCCUGUUUCUGAACAUCUUGGCCUUUGCAGCCCUGUACUACAAAAAGGAUAAGAGGAGACAUGACGUUCACAGGAGAUGCAGCCCUCAGCGCACGACUACGAAUGAUCUGACCCACGCACAAGAAGAGGAGAUCAUGUCCCUCCAAAUGAAGCACACCGAUUUGGAUCAUGAAUGUGAGUCCAUCCAUCCACAUGAGGUGGUUCUUCGGACCGCCUGCCCCCCAGAUUACACACUAGCUAUGAGGAGGUCACCUGAUGAUGUUCCCUUAAUGACACCCAACACCAUUACAAUGAUUCCCAACACUAUACCAGGGAUUCAACCCUUACACACAUUCAAUACAUUUACCGGAGGACAGAACAAUACUCUGCCCCAUCCUCAUCCCCACCCCCACUCACAUUCAACAACCAGGGUAUAGCCAGAUAA
Molecule: messenger RNA, 2573 nt
Organism: Lagenorhynchus albirostris (white-beaked dolphin)
Lineage: Eukaryota; Metazoa; Chordata; Mammalia; Artiodactyla; Delphinidae
Gene: NLGN1
Product: neuroligin 1
Exons: 7
Coding region: 1-2565 (854 amino acids)
Biological process (GO): postsynaptic membrane assembly; presynaptic membrane assembly; neuron cell-cell adhesion
Cellular component (GO): cell surface; postsynaptic specialization membrane; synapse
Molecular function (GO): neurexin family protein binding; signaling receptor activity
Source: RefSeq, a predicted model, not a curated record